Melanotaenia boesemani (Boeseman's rainbowfish) is the source of this 17180-nucleotide messenger RNA. It is a transcript of the gene mdn1, whose product is annotated as midasin AAA ATPase 1. Gene Ontology annotation, molecular function: ATP binding; ATP hydrolysis activity. Gene Ontology annotation, biological process: ribosomal large subunit assembly; rRNA processing. Gene Ontology annotation, cellular component: nucleus; preribosome, large subunit precursor. NCBI's taxonomy places the organism in Eukaryota, Metazoa, Chordata, Actinopteri, Atheriniformes, Melanotaeniidae. The record is from RefSeq and is a predicted model, not a curated record.
UUUACCAGCGUUGACGAGAACGUGUUGUAGUGUGUUGUGGUCUCGAAAUGAACUUCAGAUAUUUAGUUGGUAGCAGGAAAAUAUUUGGAAACGAGUAAUUCGCGCCUCUAUCAGCGACUGAAAAUAUGGAGGAUUUAGAACUGAGCCUUUCAUCUCUGAGCAUCAUAUCCAGACAUGUUGAUAAAAGUCACAACGAACUUAGCCAGUAUCUGUCGAAACAGAUUUGGAGCCAACAGGACAGAAGGUGCAUCCUGGAGUGCUUGGCUCAGCUUCUCUUGGAGAGGGAUCACACUUUGCUGGUUGCUCGACACCUGCGAGCCCUGGUUCUGGAUCUGUUGGAGCGGAACGCGGACAGGGUUAAAGCCGGGGGCAGGCUCAGCCAUGACCUCCACGAGCGCCUGUGUGUGGCUGUCAGCAAACUCCUGGGCAUCAUUCCUGAUGCACACGCGUUCGCUGCCAGGUACUUCAGCCAUGCCCCGCCAGUGUUCCAGAGGCUCUUCUUCACCAGUGAAGAGUCGUCAGCCGUCCAGUAUGGCCCCAGGAGGAUGAAGCUGCGGGACCUCAUGGGCGCCACCCUGCGUUUUCUCCAGAGCGAUUGUGCCAAGUUUGGGAUGCUGUGGGACUGGAGUCCCUGUGUGUCACAGCUGCUCACCAGUGACGUCAUGGUCCGAGGGUACACCGGCCAGUGUUUGGCCCUGGUCUCUCACAUGACGGACAACCAGAGAAGCAUCUUCCUGAGGAAAGUGCUGACAAAUGAUGAGAUCAUGCACAUGAAAAUGAAAGCUUUGGAGGAAGGUCAACAGAUGGAGACGGAGAGAGCCUUGGUGUUAGCUAAUCAAGGAGGUGUGAUGUGGCACCAGGAGAUGGGUAAGAAGUCGACCAGAGGGCAGGUGGUGUCGGAGGACCUGUCCUUGAACGUUGUGGCGGUCUGCGGCGUGGUGCUGCCGAGGAUCGGUCCCAGACAGGCUGAACAAGUGAACCCGACAGACCUGGUGCUGGUGGACUCAACCUGGCGUAACCUGAGAAGACUGGCUUUGGCUGUGGCUUCCCAGAAAGCUGUGCUUCUGGAGGGUCCAAUAGGAUGUGGUAAAACUGCCCUGGUAGAGUUCAUGGCUGCCAUCACAGGGCAUACGAAGGCUACAGAGAUCCUCAAGGUCCAACUCGGGGAUCAGACGGACAGCAAGAUGCUGCUGGGAAUGUACCGCUGCACGGAUGUACCAGGAAAGUUCGUGUGGCAGCCAGGGACGCUCACACAAGCUGUUUCCAGAGGCCAGUGGAUCCUCCUGGAGGACAUUGAUCAUGCACCUCUGGAUGUGAUUUCUGUGCUUCUGCCUUUGAUGGAGAACAAGAAGCUGAUGAUUCCAGGACGGGAGGAUUGCAUCGAUGUUGCUCCUGGAUUUCAGUUCUUUGCUACCAGAAGGAUGUAUUACAGAGCUGGAAGUUGGCACAAAGCUCAGAGCUCUCAUGCAGCCCUGCUGGAUAAGUACUGGACCAAGCUGCAAAUGGGCAACAUGCCCCGAGAGGAGCUGAAGAAGGUGCUCAUCAGCAGGUAUGCCAGCCUGACGGUGGUGUCGGACCGUCUGCUGGAUAUCUACUGCCAGCUCACUGGGGAGAGACACUCCAGCCUGGAUGCAGGCAGCCUCCAGACCUCCGAUGAGGACCAGCAACGCGAGGCUGAAGACAAAAACACCCUGCUGGAGGGGAGAGCUCUUUCCAUGAGGGACCUUCUGAAGUGGUGCGAGCGAAUUGCUGCAAACUUUGACAGCACAUCAUCUGCAACAGCACAGCGUGUCUUCCACGAGGCACUCGACUGCUUCACCGCCAUGCUGUCGUGUCCCGCCAGUCGACUGCGAAUGGCUGAGAUCAUUGGAACCAAACUCAACAUCUCCAAAGAGAAGGUGCAGCACUUCUGUCAGAUGUAUCAGCCCGCCAUCUCGCUGACCGAGCUGCAGGCUUCGGUGGGGCGAGCCGCUGUGUGUCGGAAGCCAACAGAGGCCGUACAGCUGAGUGUAGAUAACAUGACAUUUGCUGCCACACGACCCUCCGCCGUUCUGCUGGAACAGCUGGCAGUAUGCGUGGCCAAAGGAGAGCCGGUUCUCCUGGUGGGAGAGACGGGAACAGGAAAAACCUCCACUGUACAACACCUGGCCAGAGUUACAGGACACAGGCUGCGGGUGGUGAACAUGAACCAACAAAGUGACACCGCCGACCUUCUCGGAGGGUACAAGCCAGUAGACCACAGGCAGAUCCUGCUCCCUCUCAGGGAGGCCUUUGAAGACCUGUUCUCUCAGACAUACUCGAGAAAGCAGAACCUCACCUUCCUUGGUCACGUGCAGACCUGCUUCAGGGGGAAACGUUGGCAGGAUCUGCUCAAGCUCAUGGACCAUGUCUGCAAAUCUGCUCUGGCUAAGGAGGUGCAAGAGAAAUCAAACGCUGCCAUGCUGCAGGAGCAGUGGGAGGCUCUGGCUUCCAAGCUGAAUCAGACUCGGCAGCAGAUUCGGGCCUGUGAGACAGCCAUGGUCUUUGCUUUUGUGGAGGGAACGUUGGCUCAGGCCGUGAAGAAGGGACACUGGAUCCUGUUGGAUGAGAUCAACCUGGCAGCUGCAGAGACUCUGGAGUGUCUGAGUGGACUUCUGGAAGGUAGCGCCGGAUCGCUUGUGCUGCUAGAUCGUGGAGACACUGAGCCCCUGGUUCGCCACCCAGACUUCCGUCUCUUUGCCUGCAUGAACCCAGCUACUGAUGUGGGAAAAAAGAACCUUCCUCUGGGCCUUAGGAACAGGUUUACUGAGCUGUAUGUGGAGGAACUGGAGAACGAGGGAGACCUGCGGAUCCUGGUUUCAGACUACCUCAAAUGCUUAAAUCCACAUCGGAACGUCAUCAGCGGCAUCAUAAGUUUUUAUCUGGCCGUACGAAGGGAGGCCGGCUCCCAUCUGAUGGACGGGACUGGCCACAGACCCUACUACAGCCUCCGGACUCUGUGCAGGGCCUUGAAAUAUGUGGCUGCAAACCCCUGUCAAAAUGUGCAGCGCUCGCUCUAUGAGGGCUUCUGCCUGAGCUUCCUGACUCAGCUGGACCGACGAUCCCACCCCCUGGUCCAGAGACUGGUGUGUCAGCACAUUUUAAUGAGGAACAUCAAGUGUCUGAAACAGUCGGUUCCAGCCCCCUCAGGCCGACCCUGUGUGCAGAUGGAGGGCUACUGGGUGCCACAGGGGGAGAUGCAACCAGCUCUGGAUCCCAGCUAUAUCCUUACCCCCUCAGUGAAACUCAACCUUGGCGACCUCAGCAGAGUUGUAUCCGCAGGGACUCACCCGGUGCUGAUCCAGGGAGAAACGUCAGUGGGGAAGACCAGCCUGAUCCGCUGGCUGGCCACGGCCACAGGGAACCAGUGUGUGAGGAUCAACAACCACGAGCACACCGACAUCCAGGAGUACAUCGGCUGCUACUCUUCAGAUGAUAGGGGGAAGCUGGUGUUCAGAGAGGGAAUUCUGAUUGACGCCAUGAGGAAGGGCUACUGGAUCAUCCUGGAUGAGCUGAAUCUGGCCCCCACCGAUGUCCUGGAGGCCCUCAACAGACUGCUGGAUGACAACAGGGAGCUCUUUGUGGCCGAGACUCAAGAAGUCAUCAGAGCUCACCCCAGAUUCAUGCUGUUUGCAACUCAGAAUCCCCCCGGUCUCUACGGCGGCAGGAAGGUGCUCUCCAGGGCUUUCAGGAACCGCUUUGUGGAGCUGCACUUUGACGAGCUUCCCAGUGGAGAGCUUGAGACCAUCCUCCAUCAGAGGUGCAGCUUGCCUCCAUCCUACUGCGCCAAGCUGGUCAAAGUCAUGCAGGACCUUCAGUCACUACGUCGAGGAUCUUCAGUGUUUGCGGGGAAGCACGGCUUCAUCACGCUUAGAGAUCUGUUCCGCUGGGCGGACCGCUACAGGCUGGAGGAGCAGACAGAGGCUUCCCGGGACUGGCUGCAGCACUUAGCAGACGAUGGGUACAUGCUGCUGGCAGGUCGGGUGAGGAGGCCAGAGGAGGAGGCCAUCAUCCUGUCCACCCUGGAGAAGCACUUCAAGAGGACGGUGAACCCUGAGGAUCUGUUUUCCCAGAAGCAGGUCAUCAGCCAGUUCAGUCCCCACGUUGAUAGCAUUGCUGGCGUACCAGAGGAGUUCCGCCAUGUGGUGUGGACACACGGCAUGCGGAGGCUGGCUGUGCUGGCUGGUCGGGCGCUGCGCUUCGGGGAGUCCGUCCUGCUUGUAGGAGACACGGGAUGUGGAAAAACAACCAUCUGCCAGCUGUUUGCUGCUUUAGCUGGACACAAGUUCUUCUCAGUGAACUGUCAUCUGCACAUGGAGACGUCGGACUUCCUCGGAGGCCUGAGACCCGUCAGACACACUCCUCAGACGGAUGGAGAGGACGGAAGACUGUUUGAGUGGCAUGACGGUCCUUUGGUGCUGGCCAUGAAGGAGGGAGGAGUGUUCCUCAUGGACGAGAUCUCCCUGGCAGACGACUCGGUGCUGGAGAGACUCAACAGUGUUGUAGAGACGGAGAAGACCCUGGUGCUGGCAGAGAAGGGUGGCGGCGACGACGACCACGUGGAGCUGAUCAGACCUGCUGCAGCUUUCCGUCUGGUUGCCACCAUGAACCCUGGAGGAGACUUUGGCAAGAAGGAGCUGUCCCCUGCUCUCAGGAACCGGUUCACAGAGAUCUGGUGUCCUCAGAGCAACGGUCGCAGCGACCUGGUUCAGAUCAUCCAACACAACUUGCGCCAUGGCCUCUCUCUGGAUGGCGGUGACAUCGCAGAGCUGAUGCUGGACUUCACGGACUGGCUGACCCAGCAGGACUUUGGACGCCGCUGCAUCCUGAGUGUUAGAGAUAUCCUUUCAUGGGUUAACUUCCUCAACGUGGUGUGUGAGCGGGACGAGGAUGACUUCAUGACGAUGGGAGCGCUGGAAGAUGAAGAAGCAGAGUGGGACCUCAGGCUGGACACUGUGACGGCUUUUAUCCACGCCGCCUGCUUGGUUUACAUAGAUGGUAUUGGAUCAGGAACUACGGUGGCCUGUGCAGACAGUGCUCUGAUAGCACGAAGGAUGUGCCUCGGCUUCCUGCACCAGAGGCUGAGUAACAUGACCAAGCUGGACGAGGAGAUGCUGGAUGCUCUGAGAGUCUAUGACAGCAGUCUGCCUCGGGAACCCCAGUGGGGCGAAGACUUCUUUGGAAUCGACCCUUUCUACAUUGCUUUGGGGCCUCAGACGGACAGCCGGAACCUGGCGGACUACACCAUUGCAGCGGGCACCACCUCCAUGAACGCCCAGAGACUUCUGCGGGCCCUGAAGCUGCAGAGGCCUGUGCUGCUGGAGGGAUCACCCGGCGUGGGAAAGACCAGUCUGGUGGCAGCGCUGGCCAAAGCAUCGGGGAACCACCUGGUCCGAAUCAACCUGUCAGAGCAGACGGAUGUCACUGACUUGUUUGGGACGGAUCUCCCGGUGGAGGGAGGGAAGGGAGGAGAGUUUGCGUGGCGGGAUGGCCCUCUUUUGGCUGCUCUGAAGGCAGGACACUGGGUUGUCCUGGAUGAGCUGAACCUGGCCUCUCAGUCGGUGUUAGAAGGUCUGAACGCCUGCUUUGAUCACAGAGCAGAGAUCUACAUUCCUGAGCUGGGCAUGAGCUUUCAGGUCCAGCAGGACAAGACCAAGAUCUUUGGAUGCCAGAACCCAUUCACUCAGGGUGGUGGACGUAAGGGGUUGCCCAAAUCCUUCCUCAACAGGUUUACCCAGGUUUUUGUGGACCAGCUCACAAGUAAAGACAUGGAGUUCAUUGCUGAUUCUGUUUUUCGCAGCAUUGACAAGGAAAUUAUUGCCAAAAUGGUGGAAUUCAAUAAGAAGCUUGUGCAGGAGGUGUGUAUGGAGAGGCGGUGGGGUCAGAAAGGAAGCCCCUGGGAAUUUAACCUGCGUGACUUGUUCCGCUGGUGUCAGCUGAUGCAGAACGACCAUUCGCCAGGAUUUUUCAACCCAGGCCAGCAUGUCACCUUGGUUUAUGCUGACAGGAUGAGAAGCGAGGCUGAUAAGGCUCAGGUGCUGUCAGUGUUCAGGCAGGUGUUUGGAGAGGACUACGAGCCUUACUGUGGCUCCAGAGAGUUCCACAUCACUCCUCUCAAUGUGCAGGUGGGCUUCUCGGUUCUGCACCGCAGUGGUGGAGCUCCUGUGGCUCUGGACCCUCCUCUGUCCAUCACACACCAGUCCUUGAGGCCCCUGGAGUCCCUGAUGAAGUGUGUAGAGAUGGGCUGGAUGAGCAUACUGGUUGGCCCCACCGCGAGUGGGAAGACCAGCCUAGUGAGACUGCUGGCGCUGCUGACUGGACAUCAUCUCAGGGUCAUGGCCAUGAAUAGUGCUAUGGACACCACGGAGCUGCUUGGAGGUUUUGAGCAGGUUAAUAUAAUGCGCCCAUGGCAACAGGUGCUGGAGAGCGUGGACUACAUGGUUGCCAUGGUGAUAAGACGUGGUCUGAUGUCCCUGGAUGUCGGCAUCCAAGACACUGAGUUCCUGCUGCAGACAUGGGGCGUAUUCUGCCAGUGGUUGAAAGAGGAAGGGCUGCAAAGGACUGAAGGAACAGUCACGGCUGAGGCGCUAAACAAGCUGGAGGUCAUCAUCCUCCUCCUGCAGAAGCUCAACACCAAACUCAAAGUCUUCACUGACAUGUCCAAGCUGCAGAUGGACUUCAUGCUGCUGAAGGAGCGUCUGGCUCAGCUAGAGGACGGCUGGACAAAUGGGGGCUUUGAGUGGCUGGAUGGUAUGCUGGUGCAGGCCCUGCAGGCUGGUGACUGGUUGCUCAUGGACAAUGUCAACUUCUGUAGUGCUUCUGUCCUGGAUCGCCUGAACGCUCUCCUUGAGCCCAGUGGAUCACUCACCAUCAACGAACGUGGCGUCAUAGAUGGGAAGACGCCGACUCUUACCCCCCAUCCUAACUUUAGGCUGUUCCUGACCAUGGACCCCAUGCAUGGGGAGCUCUCCAGAGCGAUGAGGAACAGAGGGGUGGAGAUUUACAUCCCAGGAGAAAAUGAAGGGGUCUGCUGGGACACACUGGACCUGAAGACCCUGCUUCACAGUGCAGGGGUAACUGGGGACUGUGUGUGUCAUCUGCUGAUUAAACUGCACAAAGACAUCAAAUCUACCAUCUGGGAUUCCCCAGCUUCCUCAGUGGCCUCCCUCCUCCAUGCAGCCACCCUGCUGUCCUGCCAGCUGCAGAGAGGAGUAGAUUUACCCAAAGCCCUGCAGCAUGCCUGUGGAGAAGCCUACGCUUUCUGCCAACGCACCACAGCCAGCCAAAAGCAAGCCCAGCAGCUCAUUGAGCAGCACUUGGCUGUCCUUCACUCAGAGAACUGGGGAAGUGGACUGUUGUGUGCUGCAGUCUGGCCUGACGGCUUCCCCUCAGCACUGGUCUCCACAGAGGAUUCAUGCUUCUCCUCCGUCCUCCGAGAUGGACAGGUCCUCCUGUUUUGCCUCAACAACCUCAGCCUGCAGGGCAAGCGGAAUCGUCCACUGAGUUUGAGUGACCUGCGGCAGGCUUUACAGAGCAGUGGUGUCCAUGAGGAUGUGGUUUUCUCUGGAGGAGUGGUGGAUCUGGAGGAAGGAGAUGCUCUGAAACUUGUCCCCACAGCAGUGAGAUUGGUUUCAGAGAGAGCCUCUCAUGGAGACUGGAUCCUUCGCAGCAGCUGGCUCUCACACCUGGUGAAGAGCUACAAACAUGCCCUUGAUCCAGUGCUGGUCCAUGUGGAGGCAGGAAACCAGGCUCUAAAAGCUGUGUUCAGUAGCCAACUUGCUACAAGAGGCAAGUCGCUUGCUGGGCUGUUGCAGCCUCAUAACAUAGAUGAAUACAGGAUUCUGGUGGACAUGCGCUGGAACAAGCAGUAUCUUGAUAUUUUAGCCAACAAAUGCAACUUUGAGGAUGAGGAGCGAUACACAGAGUUUCUGGAAGCUUUGAAUGCAGUUGCCAACAGGAUUGCUCUCAUGAUGGACAGAGAGGAGAGAUCUGUCAUCUGCAACGCUGCCAUCAACAUGUGGACUCAGAACUGCUCUCUGAGGAUCGCCACAGCCUUUAGUAAAGGGACGGUAGAUAUCGGUCAUCUGCCUCAUCCGGUGUUGAUGCACCUGCGGACGUUUUUCGACCUGUGGGACUCGUUCAUCCUGAAGGCGGUGCAGAAUGGACAGCCCCACAUUUCAGACCACAUCAUGUUUGAGAUCCGACAGCUGCUUCAGUGGCUGGAUCGUUUCUGGGAUGUGUGCAGCACCCUAGCGGCUGACUUUCAGGGCGUCUCCAUGCUGUCGCUCCACUGGCAGUGGGUGCAGAAACACCUCAUCCUCCGCCUUCCUCAGCUGCUGCUGGGAGAGCCUCACUCCUCAUUUGAAGGUAACCAGGAGCUACAGGUCGUUUCAGCUGCCAUCCAGGCGGUCCUGUCCAUUCCGGUGUCUGUGACCACCGCUCUGAAAGGCAUCCAGAAGACCCUGGGGAAAGCUCUGCCCUUCAAGCUGGCUUCAGUGGCUGAAUGUGCUGCCCGGCUCAAGCUCCUGAGUAAAGCUGUGGACGUCAACCACCUGAGGCUGGACAGCUCUUUGGCUUCUUGGAGGCAGGAUCUGGUCCGUCUUCAAGGUGCUGGACUCAGGCUGGACAUCAAAGAAAGUCUCCUAGAAGCCUGGGGUCUGGUUCUGUUGGCGAACAACCAGCUGGACCCACAGAAGUCCGGGGUGCUGGAGAAGUUGGUGUCGAGUGUGGAGCAGCAGCACUGUCACAUGACCUCCAGAGGACUCUUGGAGGACUGGUCUUUGUGUGAGGGGGAAGAGGCUGGAGGGGUCAACAUGUCCAGGUCAGAGCUGCUCCAGCUCAGCCGCCGGACUCAGCUCUGGCCUCUGAUGGAAGAACUGGCCAUACUCAACCAGCUGCGACUCAGCUCCGACCUGCUGCGUCUGGCUCUGUCUCCUGGCGACCUGGAGGAUGAGGACUUCUUACGUCGGGAACUGUCCAGACAUCUCCGUUACUGCCUUCAGUCAACGCCGAUGAAUGCCGGCCAGCUCCGGUCUCUGUGGUUCCUGCUCAGCAGUGACAGGCUGGCUGAGGAGGUGCCGUUGGUGUGGAGCGAGCUGCUGUCAGAAGCUGUGGCUGCCCUGUGGACCUGCAGCGUGACAUCAGACCCGGACCGCUGGCUGAACUGGGACCCUCUGACUCCAGAGACCCAGCCUCGUGCACCACUCCACCACAGAGCGGAAAUCAUGGGUCCAGCCCUGCUGAGUAAAGCGGUGUGGUCUCGUUGCAUGCUGGGAGUGCUCAGCAGCUGUGUAACUGGUGAUCAGUGGGACCCCUCAGGAGCAGCCCUCCUUUCCCUGUCCCAUGUAAACCUCGAGGAGUGGAAGGAGAGGAUCCAGCAGCUGCAGGACCUUUCUGCUGUGCUAUGGGGCAACAUGGCCAUCUCUGCCCUGGCUGAUUUCAGGGGUACAGACUCCAGGCUCCAGGGUUCGGUCCUGCGUCGGCAGCUUCAGAGCAUGGCAGACCUGCUGCCUCCCAGCCUGCAAGAGGGCUAUAUGGAAAGCUGUGAGAGCCUGGUGGAGAACGCCGACCCCCUCAUUGCUGCCCAGGAGAUCCAAACAGUCUUCAGAGACUUCUUACCUCCAGACCUCCUCCCUGACGGUCUCCUGAGGGCCUACAUCACCUGUCUGCAGCAAUACGUCCAGGGCAAAGUCCAAGGUUCCAACUCACUGGCUUGUUCAGGAGCAUUCUGGGUCAACAUGGGCCUGCUGCAGAUCAAAGUGUGGACACCACAAACCAUUUUCGACCCCGCUGUGAAGAGGGCCUACAAACUCCGUUACACCCAGCAAGAGCUGGCUCUGCUGCAGGACGAGUGGAGGGCACGGAGCUUCUCGUCUCAGCUGAUGACCGGAGCAGAGCUGGAGGAGAGCAGCACCACCGAUGGCUUCCAGCAUCCUCGAAUCAGGUAUCUGUGGAUCCGCAUGCAGCAGGUGAAGGACCAGAUCUCCGAGCUGUCCAGGAAGCAGGCCUUUCGCCCUCCUCAGCCUCAGUAUGGUCAGCUCUUCCAGGAGCUCCAGCAUUACCUCUGCAGCAUCGGCCAGAUGUCGGCCAUUGAGGACCUGCAGUCCCGGCUGCAGAAGGCCCUGCAGGGCUCCUCCUCUGCCAGGUCCAGGUCUGCAGUCCAGGCGCUUCUGAAAGAGGAGGCUGUGUGGCAAAACUCCCAGCAGCGCUUCUGCCAGAAGCUGCUGGAGGACUACUCACUUUUCCCUGACGUGGUCGGCCCGGUGAGGACCGGGAUACUCCUGCUCCGGCAUGGCAUGAGGCUGGUGGCCUCCCAGGUGGCUAGCUGUCUCACUCCUGUCCCAGGUCUGUCCAAGCUGGUGUCCUGCCUGCUGGCUUUCCCCUCCAUGUCCCCCAGCCUGCCAUCCUACCUGGCUCGGGCAGAUUUUCUGUGCUCCAGGGACUGCAUGGAUGUUCUUCGCGGUCUUCUGAAGCUUCUUCCCCAGCAGGACCCAGAUCACGUGAUCCCACAGUCCUCCAGUCUGAUGCUGAAUGCUUUGCUGUAUGUCCAGUGCCACGCCUUGUCCACAGGAGACUUUGGUCCGGAGGCGUGCCAACUUUUCAGACACAUCUGCCUGGCUGUGGUGAAUGAGUGGGACGAGCAGGAGAGAGGAAAGAGGGAGCGAGAGCAGCUGGAGGCCAGUCUGUACCGCAGCCGCAGCCGGCUGCAUGGCUCAGGACUAACGGAGGACGAGCAGGACGAGAAGGACUUCAGGCUCCAGUUCCCUCAGUUCUCUAAGGAUUUUGCUGACAUAAUGUCCCAAACAAGUCUGGAAGGUCCUGCAGACACCGAGCUGGAGCAAGAGGAGGACGAAGGCCAGCAGGAAGCUCCUGAGACGGGCUCUUUGUCCUCCGUUGCCAUGGACACAGUGGUCCAGGUCCACCAGCGCAUGUGUCUGGCAUACGCCAGAUCACUGUGGUACCACGGCGCAGCACCAGCCAAUCACAGCAAAGAUCAUAUUAAAGCCCUAAUCUCCUCCUACCAGAUUGCGUCCCCUGUGAUGUCACACUUCUAUCAUCUGAUUGAUUCGGAGGUGGACCAGGGCCUGACAGGCAGCGGGCUGCUGGUCUCUGCGCUCCUCCAGAACACGGUGCAGGGCUCGGGGGGCGUUGCCGAGCUGGCCGUGACCUCAGAGGGACCGUACGACUUCUACCAGCAGCCCAACAUGAGCCAGGCCCGCUUGUGUCUCCCUGUUCUGCAGCAGAUGAGUGAAGCGGUGAAGCAGAGGCUGCAGGAUUGGCCCGAUCACCCCGCUCUGGUACAGCUCAUGGUGGUGAUUGAGAGGAUCAUGGCUUUCAGUCUGGCCAGCCCACUGGCAAAGUUCCUGAAUGGUCUGGAGAUCCUGCUUAGUAAGGCACAGGACUGGGAGAACAAUGCCAGCCGCUCGGUGUCUCUGCGGAAGGAACUGGAAGCGGUCACACAGCUGAUCAUCUGCUGGCGCAAGCUGGAGCUGAACUGUUGGUCAAACAGUCUGGACAAUGCAAUGAAGCGGCACACCCAGAAAUCCACCAAACACUGGUUCUCCAUCUACCAGCUGGUGGAGCGGUUUCUACAGGAACAGAGGGUGGAGACCAGUCCAGAUGAAGAAGUGGAGCGCCUCUCUGUAUCUGCAGUAUCAUCUACUCUCCAGGCCUUCAUGGAGGGUUCCACCCUGGGCGAGUUCUCGACCCGUCUCGGCAUGCUGCUCAGCUUCCACUGCCACCUCCUGCUGGCACCCCCCCAGCCCGGACGAGAGUCUUUGUCCAGUCUUCUGUGGAAUCUUCAUCAGUACUACAGUCAGUUCUCUGAAGGCAUCCUGAGCAGAAUCACUCAGCUCAGACAGCCCGUUGAGAAGGAGCUCAAGGACUUUGUCAAGAUCUCCAAGUGGAAUGACGUCAACUUCUGGUCCAUCAAACAGUCAGUGGAGAAGACACAUCGAACUCUGUUCAAGUUCAUCAAGAAAUACGAGGAAGCUCUGAAUAGUCCCAGCGUUCCUGCUCUGGUUGAACAAGGAACCAGUGCGAGCUUGGACAGCGUGGACACGAACUCAGAGGAAACACCUAUCCAUCGAGUUCACCGAGUUCUGAAGAACAAUCUGCCUGGAAAGGGAAGAGAUCUGCAGAAUGGAGACCCAGACGAGAGCGCUGCAGCAUCGUCUUUACUGGCUCGUCUGCCUGUCCUGUCCAGGAAAAUGAAGAAGAUGUGCAUCCAGCUAACAAGGAAAAACGCAGCUCCUGAACUGGCUGAAGAUCUCGACUGCUUCACUGGUGAGGUGAUCAGCAACCUGAAGGACCUGCAGAGCCUCUACGUGGACAUGACAGCAGAUAAAGACAAGCAGAAGUCUGAGGUCAAACACAUCCUUCAGCAGAAGCAGAGGGCGCUGUCCGACCUCUUCAAGAUGCUCGCUGAUAUAGGUCUGUCGUACCGUAAAGGCCUGACAUGGAGCAGGACGUCAUACCCGGAGCAAACCCUCUGUCUGCAGCCGCUGGAGAUGAGCGCUGCCCUGUCUGCUGUGAAGAACCAGGACCAGGCUGAGGACAUGUUGUUUAGGGAGCUGUUGACCACAUGGGAUGGAUGUCAGAAGUACUUCUACCGUUCGUGGGCCAGAAGAACAGCGCUGCAGACAGCUCUGCAGCACGCUGUGAAGGAACUAGGGAUAGGAAAUAUAGAGCGCUGCAGAGGUUUCUCCUCCCACCUGUUCAAGCUUCUCCUCAGACAGAGACGUCGACUAGCUAAACUCACUGAGCAGUGGGUUUCCCUCCGGAGGCUGACAGACAACAUCCAGGACAUUAAGACCCACUAUGAGGAUCCUGGCUGCACCCUCCCUCCCCAGGACUCUCUGGGGGCCUGGCUGAACCGAGGCCAGGCCCUGGCCGCCCAGUGUGCUACGCUUCUACAGCAGCUGGCCUGGCUGCUGCAGGCUUGUCCUGAAGACCCGCAGCAGAGCGAGCAGGAAAGCAGUGGCAUGCAGCGCACCCUGAGGUGUCCGUCCCCGCUCGCAGCCCUGCGCCAGCCCCCUGGCUGCUUGAUGAGGAGGGGGGACGCAUCGUGGUCCAAGCUCCACCAGCAUGUCACUGACAUGCUGAAGCAGAGCCAGGACCUGAAGAAGGAGCUGGCUUCUUUGGCACAGCAGGCCUCGGAGACAGUUCUCUACACAUGGAGCAGCUUUUCCACAUGCAGCUCAGCUGUUGAGCAGCUGGGAGCUGUGGCAGCUCAGAUGUCCAGCAUUCAGCAGCUCUUCACCCCCGCCAUGUGUGUGGGCAGUGCAGCCAGCCAGCCAGGCAUCUUCCAGAGCCUGCAAUAUGUCCGAGGACAGGUGGAGGCUUGUAUCACAGAGUUCACCACCUGGAAGACCCAUCUGCUCUCCCUGGGACACCAACACACGGAUCAGCCGUCGGCCUUCUGUACUCGGUUCUCUGCUGAGCUGGAGGCGAGCAUCAACGCGGUGCUGUGUGCCGUUCAGACUCUGGUGAAGAGACAAGAGAGGGAGCAACAUGAAGACCAGAAGAGAGAUGCUAGUGAAGAGGAGAAAGAGCCGUCUGCGGAUGACCUGCUGAAGCCUGGUCACCUGACCCGGCUCCUGGGGAAGGAACUGGAGGCUGAGGUGGAGGCUCUGUCUGUGGAGGAUGUCAUGGUCGGGGUGGGGAGGCUGCUGAGCUGUCUGAGAAGACGCAGAGACUCCUGUCAACCAUCACAGAUCCAGGAGGUAAACAGGUCAUGCAGGAUGUUGGUGCGCCUUGAACCUGUUCUGGGGAUUUACUCGGACCUGGUGCGCUACUACCUGGCUGUUUCACUCGGAGUACACAGGAGCACUGGCAAACUCCUCUCAGUCCUGGCCAGCAUCUUCACCGAGCUCGCCCAGAAGGGCUUCUGCCUGCCUCAGGAGCUGAUGGCUGCUGGAGAUGGAGAGGGCGCCACCGAGUUCCACGAUUACGAAGGGGGGGGAAUUGGUGAGGGCGAAGGCACCAAAGACAUCAGUGACAAGAUCGAGAAUGAAGAUCAGGUGGAGGAUUCCCACCAGGAGGGUCAGGAGAAGGAAGAGCAGCAGGAUAAAGGCAACAUCAAGGCAGAAGACAACGCCAUUGAAAUGUCUGAAGACUUUGAUGGCCAGAUGCACGAUGGAGACGAGAAUGAAGCAGGUGAAGACAAGCAGUCGGAUACAGAAGAAGAGGACGAGCUGGAGAAAAAAAUGGGAGAUCUGGGAGAAGGUCAGAUGGAUACGCUGGAUGAGAGAAUGUGGGGGGAUGAUGAUGAUGAAGAUGAGGAAGAAAGUGAGGAGGAGGAGUCUGGGCAGGGCAUGGACCAGGGGGAGUCAGAGCUGGUUGCCAAAGAUGACAACCUGGAUUCUGCAGAUCCCAGCAAAGACCAGAAGAACCGGGACAAGGAGGAGCCCCUGUGUGAAGAGGAGGAGAAAAUCCACGAACAAGGAGACGAGAGGGAGUUUGAUCAGAAUGAAGUGGACCCCUUUCACGGACAGCAGGACAAGGUCCCUGAGCCUGAGGCCAUGGAGCUGCCCGAGGACCUUAACCUGGACCAAGAUGAAGAGGCUGGAGAUGAUGAAGACAGCAAGGGUGAUGGUGAAGAUGAAAAUGCAUUCAGCCUGGAUGACAAAGCCACGGAACCGGAGAUGAAGGAGCAAGAGCAGAGAGAUGGAGGAGACGAGGAGAUGGACCAGAACCAGGGGGAGGAAGAAAACAACCAGGAGCCCAAAAUUGAAGAAGAAGGUGGCGAGAAAGCAGACGAAGAGGAUGCUGCUAAAAAAGAUGAGGAGGAGGAGAGAGAAGGAUCAACAGGAAGAGAGGACAUGACGGUACCAAGCCAAGAAGGACAUGAACCAAAGGAGGAUAAGGAAGGAGAAGAUGAGGAGCAGCCAGACUCAGCUGAGAGGAAGGAGCAUAGCACAGACGGCCAGACUGGAGAGGAAAAUGUUCAGAGUGAGAUGGCUGUGGAGCUGGCAGGGGAGGCGUCGGAGAGGGAGCAAGCUAAAGAGGAGCAUGGCACUGGAGCAGCUGAUGCCAGCCAAUCAGAGGGCCACUCUUCAAAGCUGACUGCAACAUUGGCUUCUCAGAAGCAGACUCGGAGCAAGACUCAGAGCUUUAAAAGGAAACCUGGCCAUGCAGAUAAUGAGCGCUCGACAGGCGACUACAACGAGCACAUUAACAAGCGUCUGCGUACGGUGGAGAGCAACAAGGAUUGCUCUGAGAACAGGCCAAGUGAUGCUCAGCAGGAGUCCGACCUGUAUGAACAUAUUAAUCAGGGAGACACGGCCUACGACACUCAGACUUACGAUGUUGCCAAUGCAGACCAGCAAAAAGCAGCUGGGCCUCAGAAGGACCAGAAUGAGGAUCAGAAUGAGGAGGAUGUUGCCAUGGAAACGGAGCACCAGGAUGAAGAGCUUCAAGCUACUGAGGCCAAGGAGCUGAAACUUGAACAACUGAAUGAUUUCAAGUCUUCCCAAAAAGGUGCCAUCAGUGGAGAUAUGGAGCUGCAGGGAGAGGAAGAGGAGGGGGAGGAGGAGAGGUGGAAGGAUCCACAGCCCAAAGAAGAGCGAGCCAUGAGAAGCACAGAAUCUACCAUUCAUACUGUUCCUGAGCUGUUACUGGACGUCACACAGAGAGCAGAGACAGACCCAGACGAGAUCAGGAAGGAGAUGGAGCUGCAGCUGGAGGCCUGGCACAAACUAGCUCCAGGAACUCAGGAGGAGGAGGGUGCAGCAGCCUCCAUGUGGCAUCAGUACCAGACUCUGACGUCAGCUCUGUCCCAGCAGCUGUGUGAGCAGCUCCGCCUCAUCCUGGAGCCCACACAGGCCGCCAAACUCAAAGGUGAUUACCGCACAGGGAAGCGUCUGAACAUGAGGAAGGUCAUCCCAUACAUUGCUAGUCAGUUCCGUAAAGACAAGAUCUGGCUGAGGAGGACGAAGCCCAGCAAGAGAGAGUACCAGAUCUGUCUGGCUGUGGACGACUCCUCCAGCAUGGUGGACAACCACUCCAAACAGCUGGCGUUCGAAUCCCUGUCUGUGAUCAUCCAGGCUCUGACUCUGCUGGAGGUUGGACAGGUGUCCGUGUGCAGCUUUGGUGAGCAGGUGCAGCUGCUGCAUCCGUUCCAGCAGCAGUUCAACGAGCAGUCGGGGGCCCGGAUUCUCAGACUCUGUCAGUUCCAGCAGAAGAAGACCCGGAUAGCUCAGUUUCUGGAAACCUCGACAAAAAUGUUUGUUUCAGCUCGUCAGCAGAUUCCAGGAUCCGUCAGCUCAGAGACGGCCCAGCUGCUGGUCAUCGUGUCCGACGGCAGGGGCUUGUUCCUGGAGGGGAAGGAGCGAGUGAUGGCCGCCGUGCGAGCAGUUCGCAGCGCCAACAUCUUUGUGAUCUUUGUUGUACUAGACAACCCCAACUCCCGGGACUCUAUCCUGGACAUCAAGGUACCCAUAUUCAAAGGGCCAGGAGAACUCCCAGAGAUCCACUCCUACAUGGACGAGUUCCCCUUCCCGUUCUACGUGAUCCUGAGAGACGUCAACGCCCUGCCCGAGACGCUGAGCGACGCCCUCCGGCAGUGGUUUGAACUGGUCACGGCAGCUGAUCAGUGAGCCCGGCGGUGGUGGUAGACCGGAUCCCAGCGAGGACGACUUGCAUCGUGCACAUGCCUUCGUUUAGUUUGCUUCAGAUUUUAGUCGUUUCAUAGCAGCUUUACUGUUGUCUUUAUUCCAGAUUCAGCUGAAUGUUUUCGUGCAUGUGACGUGUCAGUAAAUACCUCCUGCCUCAGUACAGGUUUCCACCUCUUUCAUCCCGUCUGGAACGCACCUGCAGGGCGAGGAACUCUGCAGUCCUGUACCAAGUAGCAAAACGUGCCUUUGUGAGGACAGAGUCGCGUCAUGUUGCACCUGAAGCAGGUCAGCAGGUCGCACCUGAAGCAGGUCAGCAGGUCGCACCUGAAGCAGGUGCUGUUCCAGCUCUGAAGCACAGCAGCUGCAGACGCUUGCAGGACUCAUCUUCAAGCUUUUUAAAGACCGUUUCUGUGUUUGUUUCCUGUGUGUGUGUGUGUGUGUGUCACUGCAGUGUUUGUGAUUUGUAACGUGAACAUGAGCAGACAUCUUUAUUUUUUCCAUCUGUCAAAUCAUGAAAAACGUCUUGAUAAUAAAUGGUUUACAAAG